GCAUGCGGACCACAAAAUGGCGAUUGCUCACUACCUAAUGACUCACUUUGAGGAAAAAUACGGUUCACCAUGGCACUGUGUUGUAAGCGACGGGAAUUUGGGAUUCUACGUGCGAUACGAUGCCUCAAAUCAUAUCUAUUUUGCCAUUGGGAACACCACGUUUUUUUUGUUCAAAAGUCAAUCGUAACA
This is a messenger RNA of Gongylonema pulchrum, 189 nucleotides long. The record is from the annotation of a GenBank genome assembly. NCBI's taxonomy places the organism in Eukaryota, Metazoa, Nematoda, Chromadorea, Rhabditida, Gongylonematidae.